AUGGCGGAUAACGUGGUGCUUGAUCUGAACCUGCUUCGAGGCUCUACACCUCGAGGUCAGGCAACUUACCUGCACAAUCUUCUCAACAGCCAUCCCGACGCAGAGUCAUCCAUCACUUCUCAGCUCAUCGCCCUCGUUGCUUCAGACUCUCUUCCCUCCAUUGCCCUCUCGUUAUGGCCCUCUGCCUCCAGGGAGCCUCAGACGACCAUCGCAGUGAUUCGACAGGAGCACUGCCUCAACGUCCAGCAAGCUGCCAUUGCACGAUUCUACCGCCUUCUAUGCAAAGAAAAGACGUUUGCAAAGACAUGGAAAGCCGCUGGCGGCGCGACGGGAAUCGCUCAGCUGAUGGCGAAGCUCAGUGUGAGCGGCGUGCGCUCCCUCGUUAAAUGGCUUGGAAUCACCGGUCGUGCACAAGGCGCCCGUAGAGAACGUCACAAGGCAAUGGAAGAGCUUCUGACUUUGCUCUGGGGACUCGACGGAGAUGAUAAUGCUGCAUUGGAUAGUCGUCCCCUGCGCGAUGAAUAUGUCAAGAUUCUUCCAGCUUGUGGUGGUGCUUUUCAAUUACAGUGGAAGCAAAUGAAGCGGCAGCUCCCCAAUGACUACUAUAUAGCUGUUGAGACGGACCACGAGUUCUUUGAGAAGCAUUACGAUGAAAAGCUGCGACGAAACGAAAUCAAAGCCUCCGAGUUCCUAACCGCGGUGCACCCUCUGGUCGUCCACCGCACCCAGUACGGCCUGGAUAUUCUGGACAGGUUCAUAGAUAGCGAGGCACUACUUGGAGCCUCUCCGGAUGAUCUCCUUGAGGCGGUAAUCAAUCCUCUAAGCAAGCGGUUUUUGUCAAGACGAAGGAUAGCCAGCGAUACCACGAUGCGCUUCUGGAGCCGUGUUAUGCAGUGUUUGAAAGAGCGCCGCCCAUUUCACGAAGACUUUGAGAAUUCGAGCGAGCACUAUAAACGGUUCCUUACUCGGUUAGUCAAAGUGUGGAAUCACUCACGCGGGCGAACUGAGUACACUGAGAUGUUGGCGGAGCUGUUCUCCCUUAUCCCUGAGACUGUUCUGAAGAGAUACUCGUUGGUGGAUCUCAUAAAGGAAACCACCCAGACACGAAGAUAUCAGCUCUUACGUUUAUUCUUGAAGAACACGAUAGGAUUUCAGUUUGAUAUUGGAGAGCCCCUUAGCUUGGAGUGCUCGGGGCUUGACAGGUCAUCAAUCCAAUGGCAUCCCGAGUUAUUCUCCCUCUUGCCGGCUGACGAGGCCUUGACCCUGUGGGAGAAAGUGCAAAGAGCCGGAAAAGAUGUUAGAUCUUGGAAUGGAGGUUGGACUUCCGAGUCCAUUUAUUAUUGCCAAGACCAAGACGACUCCAAUCUGGCCGACUGUCUCAUUAUGAGGGCCUAUUUGUUGCGUCGGAGCCAGGCUCCUCCAUUUACAGCAGCAGAAUUGUAUACCAUACGGUCUGAUCUUCGUCAAGAGGUUGCUAGGAGGAUGAAAAAGGCCACCCAGGGUCGCUUGCCCGAGAUAAGAUCGAAAUGGGCUGUGGCUGCUUUGGAGCUCUGCGUCGCGAUUGGGGAUCUCGAGCUUUAUGGAGAAACACUUCGCUGGGCAAGGCGGUUCAAUAAGGAUCCAUUGACGGUUCAGGAGAUCUACGGCGGAUGGUCCCUGAGGACGAGAGAAGUGACUGAUCUUGUGACUGUCUUGCCCACUAAAGAAAGUACACCAGUCAACGCCAAAGAGCUCAGCCAAAGGAUACAUUCUGCCAAUGACAUCCUGCAGAUCCUCUUCGACACGGCUAUGAUGGGUAUCAAUGAACCUAGCUUUCGCGGCUGGAACGAUUGGGGGCGUGCGUUUGAGUUGAUCAAUCGAGUGAUUUGCAAACGCAUCGCCCAUUUCAACGACUUUCAGGACCGGACCAAGAUGUCGGAUGACGCGUUGUAUGAAGCGUUAUGGACGCCAACACUCGCCCUGCUGGAAAAGAUGUUGCCGCAUAAACAUAUUCUUGCUCCCGAAGGCGAAGUAAAACUCGAUUACCAAGCCUAUUCCAACCUCUCUACCUUCCAAGUGGGAGAGCCUGAAACUCUGCGCGAGCCUACCAUUAUGUUUCUUGAUCAAUUAGCCAAGUUUGAGGAUUCGAUAUGGAAAGAGUUUCGCCUCCGGCAAACGCCGGCUUUGGUCACGGCUGAUGAGAUUUGGCCAAAAGGACUGGCUAUCCAACACUUGAAGUACAAUUUUGGUUCGGCUCUGCCAUACUUGCCGUAUGCGCGGUCACGGAUCAAAGCCAUUGUGAUUAUGAAUCCUCGCAAGAUUUUGCAGCCCAUCCAGGUUGAUGAAGAAACCCAGCUGGCAAUUGGACCGUUUAUAGAUAGCUGGGCCGCGGCUCUGCAGCAGUACAUUCGGAUGCCAGGCAAGCUCUCCAAAGAAGAGCAGCGGAAGAAGCGCAUCUCGAGGGCCUGGCAACAUGCUACCGUCAACCUGAGCAAAGGCCGCAUGUCCUCAGAAGAGGCCGAGAGGUUUUGGUGGCCUGUGUUUGAGGAUGUCGGUGUCAAGAAAGAUGAAGUUGGGAUUAAUGAAAAGGCAGAUCAACGACACGAACCGUCUCUUCCUGAUGCAGAUGAGGAUAUGCAGCCCAUUGAGUGGAAUCCGGACCCUGAUUAUGAACGCCUAUCGCAGACUGAAAAGAGCAAGACGCUUACGCCAACGUGUUUGGAUGUCUUGUUAAAUCGGCCAAAGGAUAGGCAUCUGCAUGAAUUCACCUCGACUGAGAGUUCUGUGUUUGAGUUUUGGAACGUGAAAUGCGUCAUUCCUAGGAAGCCUCGCCCCUUGUCCUUCUGGGACUCGUUCUCUACCACGUAUUCAAAGCUCACUUGCAAGCAUGUGGAUGCUUAUGUGGUUGCGGGAAUCCUAGCUUUCAACAUGAAGAAAGGCUCAGACAUCUCACUGCUCAAAAAGCCGUUUCCCAAUUCUGGGGCAGUGCGUAUUCCGGCGGUAUAUCUUGAUCAAGAGUUUCUAGAGAGAGAGGUUGACACGCACGUGUCUGGGUUUACUCGCAUAAUUGACCAUUUCAAGUAUUAUGUGCCAGCCAGCCUCUUCGCUCAGCUGGGGGCUUCGGUUCUCGAGAGUGUAAGAAGAGGGUCGGAAACAGAGAAACCGUGUGGUAUGUUGGUAUGGAUAAUUAACAAGCUCUUGGAAGGGGCCAGUCCCUCGAUGGCGAUCCCUUUGAUCCAGCAGUUUGUCUUGGAGAACCCGGAUGCAAGCUCAUGGCAUAGGCCGCUUCUUAACCCAAAGGCUCUCAUUCAUUUCCGCCCUGCCGAUGCGAAGCACUUCUUUGAGGCUUUUACGGAUGCCAUCUUGGAUAAGCUGCAAGAACAGGCAGAGAGGCGGGCGAAACAGAAGCCUGAUGAUGAAUGUGCAAACAAGGGACCGCUUGUCAAAGUCACCACGGUCAAAAUGCUGGCCCAGCUUCUGAGAGAAUCUCCUGUUGUGGACCCGGGUCUUGCGGUGGAAUUAAACAUCAAGAUUCUCAAGAGAGCAAGCCACGUUGAUAUUCGGACCGCUGCUGUCCAGGGAUUGACGGAAGCCAUAGCUAACACUGCCGAUCUCGAGGUGAAGAAGCGCAUAUUCGAUGCGUUGCUCAAGUAUGCCGCGCCUAUUGCAUCUUCAAUCAACGAAUCCCAGCCGUUGACGGAUUGGGAUGCUUUGACAUCUGAUGACGAGCUGCCUGAGAUAUGGAAAUCUACCGAUAGAACCUUGACCACUCCCACAAUCAUGGACCUCAUCUUGAACAUGCGUGUUGAGCGGGAUUGGCAGUCAGAAGAAGGCCGAGCGUAUAAGGAGCUCGUUUACACCAUUAUGGAUGCUUCGGCGGAAAACGAGCAACGAUGGAUGAGACUGUUCAUCAAGAAACAUGGUUUCACCAUGCCUGAUGACGCCCAGCUUCCCGCCAUACCCAUGUUUCCGACUGCGCUGGUAAAUCUUCUCGUGGUGAUGCAAACCGACAUUUCAGCCAAGUAUGUUGAUAUGGCAAAGCAGUAUCUAUUGCUGAGAAUGCAUCUUCCUGACUGGGUGUCUGCUAUAACCCAAGCUGUGAGAGCCGACCAGAAGCUGGUCAGCUCUAAUUCAGGCCAACAUUGGGGCAAUCUAUGGAACCAUGACUAUGACCGGUUGACAAAAAGUCUCCUUGAGACGAUUCGCCUCCAUCUUGUGAGGUUGGAGAAGACGAACGAUGAAAAGACUCAACAGGAAGACUCUCAUCAAUCGCAUGAGUCGUUUCUCUUUGAGAUUGCGGAUAUCAUCAUCAUGCAAGGGAACUUGAACAAGUUUAAUGAAUUCGUGAGCGACACAUUGACUGCUACUCAUGACAAUGCGGUUUGGGGGCGGAUUUUGGAGCGGAUCGACAGCCUUCGAACCCCGGAAUGGCAAGCCGAUCAGAAUCGAAAGCCAGCAGUCCUUCCAGAUACGCUGUCGCUCAAUAUCAAGAUGCUGACUUUACCCCUGUCAGCUUCACAGCCCAAUAAGAUUCAAGAGCUUGCGGCCAGGUGCGCAAGGAGGGCUGUAGAACUUCUACAUGACAUUGUGGCCAGCGGAGUUCCAUACCAGAACAGCUUCGACGCGCUUCAGAGGGAGUUGAUGAAUGCUAACCCCAAGGCCCCGAUGGCAAUCACGAUUGGUUCGACGCCUGCGCUUGACGACCCGAACAGCGUAUCGUUGGUGGAUCAUCUUCGCGUGGAGCUGGCGAUGGCCUUGCUGGAUCGGAGCUGGAUUUUCAGGCAGAGCAGUGGCAAGGGCAAUGAGGACGAUGUUUUGAAGCAGGCGGAAGAGCUGGUGAUGAAGGCGAGCAGGAGCAGCGUGGAGAAUUUCCGGAAUUUGGCGGCGCCGUUGAAGGCGAUUAUUGAGAAUACUGACGGUUGGGACUUGUUCUCAUGA
Messenger RNA from Trichoderma aggressivum f. europaeum, 4917 nucleotides. RefSeq lists its product as uncharacterized. The record is from RefSeq and is a predicted model, not a curated record. Lineage: Eukaryota; Fungi; Ascomycota; Sordariomycetes; Hypocreales; Hypocreaceae. The coding region runs from base 1 to 4917 and encodes 1638 amino acids. The transcript has a single exon.